Cynara cardunculus var. scolymus (artichoke) is the source of this 655-nucleotide messenger RNA. Its product is annotated as elicitor-responsive protein 1-like. NCBI's taxonomy places the organism in Eukaryota, Viridiplantae, Streptophyta, Magnoliopsida, Asterales, Asteraceae. The record is from RefSeq and is a predicted model, not a curated record. Bases 69 to 563 code for a protein of 164 amino acids. The transcript has 5 exons.
AAAACAGUGAUAACUGGUUGAAAAGACUCCAUCUUAACACAAAACAGCAGAAAAAUACAGAAAUAGCGAUGACAGGUGGCGGCAUAUUAGAGGUGAUAUUGGUCGAUUCCGAAGGCAUAAGAGCUAAGAAGUUUCUCGGUUGCUUAGUGUGUUUCGGUACAUCGGCUGUUAAUAAACCGUACGUCUGUGUCGAGUAUGGAGAUCAAAAACGUAUAAGCAAAGUUGCUGAAGAGAAGGGGAAGAAAUCCAUAUGGGACCAGAAGUUCGAGUUCGAGGUUGACCACGCAGCUGAAUCAAACAAGCCGUCUGAAAAGCUCGUGUUUCAUGUGAUGAACAAACACAAGCUUUCCGAUGAUGCGUAUGUUGGUGAAGCUACGAUUCAUGUAAAGGACGUCGUUUUGCUGGGGAUGGAGGAUGGGGAGGCGGAGCUCGGAAGCCGGAAAUACAGGGUGGUCCGGCAGGACAAAUCCUACACCGGUGAUAUAUCUGUGGCGGUGACCUUCAAGAGAAAAGACGGAGUCAACACAACAGAAAUAAGGAAGGAAAGCAAGCCAUGUAAAUAAUGAAGAUGAUACAAAAAUUCCAGUCGUAUAUUAUUUAAAAAAUUUUGUGCUAAGUUUAUAGAGUUUAAAUUUAUUAUUGUAUAAUUCUUCAC